ACACAUUUAAUCACCAAUUUAUACAGAAAUACAAGUAUAAUCCCAAAGGAUUUACAUAGGUACAGAUACAGGUACACUGCGCUCAUAAAGGAACGGACAUGGUCAGCAACAAAGUUAUUUGGUAUCCAGGGUGAAUUGUUUUGUAAGUGUCGUAAGUUAUUUAGUAUCCAGGGUGAAUUGUUCAGUAUUUUCUGUUAGUUAUUUAGUAUCCAGGGUGAAUUGUUCAGUAUUUUCUGUUAGUUAUUUAGUAUCCAGGGUGAAUUGUUCAGUAUUUUCUGUAAGUUAUUUAGUAUCCAGGGUGAAUUGUUCAGUAUUUUCUGUUAGUUAUUUAGUAUCCAGGGUGAAUUGUUCAGUAUUUUCUGUUAGUUAUUUAGUAUCUAGGGUGAAUUGUUCGUUACCCGUAUGUAUUAGCUCUCUCCUGUUUCCUCACAGAUGACUCUAACGAUGCCCGUGCUGAACCUGACAGCAGGCCCCGCCCUUUCUCUUUCCUCUGACCCCGCCCUCCCGCUCUGGAACUGCUCGCUGGCCCCGCCCCCCUCGGCCCCGCCCUAUAACUUCCUGGCAGUGCUGCUGGUGCUGCUGAUUGGCUGCGUGGUGUUUGGGAAUGUGCUGGUGUGUGUUGCGGUGUUGCGCGAGAGGACGCUCCAGACCACAACCAACUAUCUCAUCGUCUCUCUCGCCGUCUCCGACCUGCUGCUCGCAACUCUCGUCAUGCCCUGGGCCGUCUACCUGGAGGUGGUGGGGGAGUGGAGGUUCAGCAGGAUCCACUGUGAUGUUCUGCUCACUCUGGAUGUGAUGAUGUGCAGCGCCAGCAUCCUCAACCUCUGCGCCAUCAGCAUCGACCGGUACACCGCGGUUGCCAUGCCGAUGCUGUACAACACGCGGUACAGCUCCAGGAGGAGGGUGGUGCUGAUGAUCACCGUCGUCUGGUUCCUUUCCUUCGCCAUCUCCUGCCCCCUACUGUUCGGCCUCAAUAACACAGAUACUCAGGAGGGGCGGGACUGCAGCUUUGCUGACCCCGCCUUCGUGGUCUACUCCUCUGUGGCCUCCUUCUACGUGCCCUUCAUCGUGACCCUACUGGUUUAUGCGCAGAUUUGCGUGGUUCUGCGCAGGCGGGGCAAGCGGACCGCGCCCCCUCGUGGGCGGGGCCUGCGCUCUGAACCCGCGGACGCUCUGCAGCGGCACAAGAGUCAGUGCACUCAUCCUGAAGACGUGAAUCUGUGCACUCUGAUAGUGAAACCUCGUGCACCGGCGCCCCCCCGCAAGAAAGUGACGCUGGUGAAGGAGGCGAGGGUCCGCCCCCUGGAGGCGGAGCCUGGGUGUUUUCAGAAGCAGCAGCAACAACAGGCUGCCUGGGCUAAAAUCUCCCUCUCUAUCACUGUGGCUCCAAGCCCUGCCCCCCGAUGCCCUGCCCACCAUGCACCUCGGGACCCCGCCCACUCCCGGCCAGGAUGGAGAGAGAGAGACGGGGAGCGAAAGAGGGCGCGAGAGGGGAGGGAGAGGGCGAGAGGGAGACUCUCCCAGCAGAAAGAGAAGAAAGCUACUCAGAUGCUCGCUAUUGUUCUGGGUGUGUUCAUCGUCUGCUGGCUGCCGUUCUUCCUGACCCACGUUCUGAAGGCUCACUGCAGCAGCUGCUGUAUUUCCCCGUCGCUCUACAGCGCCGUCACCUGGCUGGGGUACCUGAACAGCGCCGUCAACCCCGUCAUCUACACCACCUUCAACAUCGAGUUCCGCAAGGCCUUCAUCAGGAUCCUGCACUGCUGAACCACGACCAAUCAGAGCCCGGAGACCGGCCAAUCAGAGGAGCUUUUGAGGAACGCUGAGGAUAAACCCGGAGGAGAGGAUGAAGGCUGAAGACAUGAUGAUGAUGGUGAAGAGGAGAAAAGCAGAAGAACAGAGAGGAGCUGAUCAGUGAUGAGACUAGAGACCCAGAUACGGAUCUACCGUAUAAAUAUUGCUGUGAGAGUUAAGUCAGGAAAACUCAAAGAUCUAGAUCGGAAAGAGUAGAUUAGAGAUCAGAGAGCGUAGAUUAGAGAUCAGAGAGCGUAGAUUAGAGAUCAGAGAGCGUAGAUUAGA
Messenger RNA from Astyanax mexicanus (Mexican tetra), 2076 nucleotides. RefSeq names its product dopamine receptor D2 like (gene drd2l). Bases 433 to 1764 code for a protein of 443 amino acids. Gene Ontology annotation, cellular component: presynaptic membrane; glutamatergic synapse. Gene Ontology annotation, molecular function: dopamine neurotransmitter receptor activity, coupled via Gi/Go; G protein-coupled receptor activity. Gene Ontology annotation, biological process: adenylate cyclase-activating adrenergic receptor signaling pathway. The record is from RefSeq and is a predicted model, not a curated record. Lineage: Eukaryota; Metazoa; Chordata; Actinopteri; Characiformes; Acestrorhamphidae. The transcript is spliced from 7 exons.